AUGUUGCCCAGCAACGUCAGAACGCUCGUUGAUUGUUGGCCAUUACACACUCACAACAUCUUCAAACUGCAGCAGGUCCUUUUCAUAGCAGCCCUGAGGUCACACAAGCAUGCUCAUGAUAGGACAGAACCAGUGGCAACAGUCAUGCAGGUGAGACCAUCUCAGUUUUUCUCACAGGUCCUUUUUUUAAAUAAAAUAUACCCAUCCCUUAUUGCACACAUUCAAGGGUACAUGGAGCACCAUUGUAUUAAUGCCACAGAUCUACACAUUUUCACCCUCUUCUUGAAAAUUGUGGAGGACUACAACAUCAGCAAACUGCAGGCCCAUAAUAACUGUUGCAUUUUAAACUGGAGUUGUGAGGUUGGACUAUUUUGCCUGUUUUCUAACCCAGGUCCUUUCUUUGUCUGUAGUUACCCACAUGAUAAAGUGAAUCGACUGAGCUGUGACAAGGCCAGGAACUACUACAGUGGUGUGGUAAGCCUUAUCCUACUAGCACUGGAGCUACUGCAAAGGAUGGUCAGUUCCUACACCUACUGCGGCCAGGACAACACGUCUGCUGGGGAUCCUAAUGUGGAUGUGCUUGAGUCCUCAGGACAGCGAGGUGGGACGGCUGGUGUGGGAGACGUGUCUUUCAGCCUGACUGGGCACGCUACUUGUGCUCAUAACACUAAGAAGACCCAAGCUAAGAGAACAGGCGCGUGGCAUGCAAUCAAGCCAGCCUGGAGACCUCCAAGCCUCACCACCAGGAUUAGGCCUUUUCCUCUAUUUGACAUAAAUCAGCAUUGCAAUAAAGUUUGUUUCUCUUGGUUUGACUUGUGGUCAACUAUUACUCAGAACUUGGCAACCAUAUUACACAAUGUUUCAUACAACAGACAAACUGGACAAAUAGUCUUCAACACCAUUUGCAUUGAGACACAAGUGAUUUCCAUCAAAACAAUGCAGUGGCAUUUCUAAACCCCACUGACACUGUAGAAUAAGAAGGUAAAUAACUAUCUCGGCGUCCAUAACCAAAUAUUGUUCAAU
Messenger RNA from Oncorhynchus mykiss (rainbow trout), 1023 nucleotides. The record is from RefSeq and is a predicted model, not a curated record. NCBI's taxonomy places the organism in Eukaryota, Metazoa, Chordata, Actinopteri, Salmoniformes, Salmonidae.